Triticum turgidum subsp. durum (durum wheat) is the source of this 1317-nucleotide messenger RNA. NCBI's taxonomy places the organism in Eukaryota, Viridiplantae, Streptophyta, Magnoliopsida, Poales, Poaceae. The record is from the annotation of a GenBank genome assembly.
AUGGGACAUAUUCUGGUGCCUUCCACGAAGCACAAUUAUGCCACCAUAGAUUUUUGGGGAGCACUUGCAAAUCCGGAGAACAUUCAACAAUUUAAUUGGUGUGAGUAUGUACUCAGCUGUCUGACGGAUUCGGUUACCAAAUUGCAAAAAGAUUUGGUGAUGAAUGUUCAGACUAUCAACCUCACUGGCUGUCACUUGUUUCUUCAGGUUUUCUUCCUUGAUAACCUUGAACUUGGUAUUUUCACGACAAAACAUGAUGUUUUCCCGAGGAUCAGUGCCUUUGACAGGGCCACACUUAGACGAAUGAUCACCAUGGCCACGGACAUUGGCAAGUCGCCAAGCACCUACACUAGUGCCAUGCUUAGGGAUCCUCAUGGGCUUUGCUACACGAGAUCAAAUUUUAUGUCCUCGGUUGGUAACUUACGAGACGCGGAAUACGGGCCUAAUUGGAGUACACCACCUCAAUGUUCCACUAGGGCUGCAAUCGACCCUUCGAUGCGAACCCCUGCUGCACUGAGCAUUCCUGGUCGACGUCUAGAUAUGACAGCCAUGGCAGAUACGAACCCCUCCCCAAGCCCUAACUACCGAUCCAAGCGCGCCGCUAGUGAUCCACUUCUCGUUGAUUCAUGUAGACCAAAGAGGGACCAUGGUUCUAGCACAACUUAUUCAGUUCGCCUUUCUGAGUACGCUUCGUCAGUUAGCAGCGUUGUCUUGGAGAUUUUCAUGGAAGAAAACCCAGAUCGUCCAUACAUGAGCUUUCCUCACAUAUUGGACAAUGGCUUGGCGGUGUUAGUUCUUGCUGGUAUGGAUUUCAUCCACCUGAUCCAAAUACAAGAGCAGUUUGUUGGACAACACAUUCUCUACCCCCUGCACACUUGCCAGAACUUUUAUGUUCCAGUGCCAACACCACAUGGCUGGUCACUCUAUUUAUGGGACAUGGUUGCAACUGAAGUACAUGUACUAGACCCUCUCUCUGGUCCUAGUGGGUGCACUCCCGAAGUUCGAGCUAUGCACGAAGCUGCAGUCUCCAUAUUGCACGACGGUUUGUUCAAGUGUAUAUCAGAGUUUUUCUCGGGAUGGCCUAUUUCAUACUGUAGGGAAGAUUCUGCAGUAUGUGUCCUUCAUCUUCUUCGAUUCUACAAUGGCAGCAAGGGAACCGUGCCACUAACUAAGAACAAUAUUGACAGGAUGCGCCUUCAUUUAUUCCAUGAAACCUUCAAGUUACAAGGCAACAAAUCUUCUGUGCCACCAGACGUGAUGUGGAACAUCUUAGCGCCUGACGACAUAGCUGAUGAAACAUCCGUAGUUGCAACUUAA